Messenger RNA from Poecilia latipinna (sailfin molly), 1468 nucleotides. RefSeq names its product protein phosphatase 1, catalytic subunit, alpha isozyme b (gene ppp1cab). The record is from RefSeq and is a predicted model, not a curated record. NCBI's taxonomy places the organism in Eukaryota, Metazoa, Chordata, Actinopteri, Cyprinodontiformes, Poeciliidae. Gene Ontology annotation, cellular component: cytoplasm; nucleus. The transcript has 7 exons. Gene Ontology annotation, molecular function: protein serine/threonine phosphatase activity. The coding region runs from base 354 to 1331 and encodes 325 amino acids.
UUUGAGCUAACACUCUUCUAGCCUUUUUUUUGUCGAUGGCAUGGUGCUAGUGGCUGCGGCAUAAACGGGGUUGUCACGGGAAAAAAUACUGACAUUUAAAAGCUAAUUGGAAUAUUUACUAAAAAUAUAUUGACAAUUUACUAUUUUUGCAGCACAUGUCAGCCAUCACAUCCUCAUUAAUUGAACUCCCGGCCUCAGACUUUGAGGUUGACAGUUUUCCCCCAAGGUUAGUGAGCUAGCGCGCUAACGAUAGCCGAUUAAAGUAGUUAGGCUAACAGUAACUCGGUAGCCACUUUAAGCCGCCGCAUCUUUAUUUUAUCGAUUAUUCCAAGAUCCAAACAUAGGGUAAUAAAAUGGCGGAAGCCGACAAGUUGAACAUCGACUCCAUUAUACAGCGCCUGCUCGAAGUGAAAGGAUCCAGACCCGGUAAAAACGUUCAGCUGACAGAGAAUGAAAUCCGUGGCCUCUGCCUGAAGUCUCGGGAGAUUUUCCUCAGCCAGCCAAUCCUGCUAGAACUGGAGGCGCCCCUCAAGAUUUGCGGCGAUGUUCAUGGGCAGUACUACGACCUUCUGAGGCUGUUUGAAUACGGAGGCUUCCCACCAGAGAGCAACUACCUGUUCCUGGGCGACUAUGUGGACAGAGGGAAGCAGUCGCUGGAGACCAUCUGCCUCCUGCUGGCCUACAAGAUCAAAUACCCAGAAAACUUCUUCCUGCUGAGGGGAAACCACGAGUGCGCCUCCAUUAACAGAAUAUACGGCUUCUACGAUGAGUGUAAAAGGCGAUACAACAUAAAGCUGUGGAAGACCUUCACCGACUGCUUCAACUGUUUGCCCGUCGCUGCCAUCGUUGACGAGAAGAUCUUCUGUUGCCAUGGAGGCCUUUCCCCAGACCUCCAGUCCAUGGAGCAGGUCAGGAGGGUCAUGCGUCCCACCGACGUGCCCGACCAGGGCCUCCUCUGCGACCUGCUGUGGGCCGACCCGGACAAGGACGUGCUGGGCUGGGGCGAGAACGACCGCGGCGUCUCCUUCACCUUCGGCGCAGACGUGGUCACCAAGUUCCUGCACAGACACGACAUGGACCUGAUUUGUCGAGCCCAUCAGGUGGUUGAGGACGGUUAUGAGUUCUUUGCUAAGCGGCAGCUGGUGACGCUGUUUUCAGCCCCAAACUACUGCGGCGAGUUCGACAACGCAGGAGCCAUGAUGAGCGUAGACGAGACCCUCAUGUGUUCAUUCCAGAUCCUGAAACCCGCCGAUAAGAAGCUGUUCUACGGCGGCGGAGGCGGCUUGGGCUCCGGCCGCCCCGUCACUCCUCCCAGGAAAGCUAAGAAAUGACAGCAAUAGUUUGCUUUUCGACCUCCGGCCCAUCCCUCCUGCCCUCUCUACCUCUCUUCUCCUUUAUUUCACCAAACAGCCAGAAAUCAAACCUAUACCCAGGGCUUUUUUUUUUCUUCCUUUUUUAUCUGUACUUC